AUGUUCUUUCGUUCAAAACAUACUUCCUUCCAUCCUUCCUUCUUCCUUCCUUUCAUUUCAAGGAGCCUAUGUUAUAAUAAACCCCAUAAAAUCCCCCAUUCUUUUGUCGGUCGAAAAGCGAAAUAUAAUUGCCUGUCUAUCUAUCUAUCUAUCUAUCUAUCUAUCUAUCUAAUAACGAUGGCAAAAUACAUUACAUAUCUAUCUAUCUAUCUAUCUAUCUAUCUAUCUAUCUAUCUAUCUAUCUAUCCCAGUCCCUCUCUCACUCUCUCACACUCUCUCUCUCUCUCUCUCUCUCUCUCUCUCUCUCUCUCUCUCUAUCUAUCUAUCUAUCUAUCUUUCUCUAUAAUUGUAUUGAUUCUGUCCCUCAUUGCUGACGACGAUGUUGUCUUCUAUGGGCUGCCAAGUGAGAUAGCAGUCCGAUCCGCGAGCGACAAAUUCUCGGACAUAGGUGGCAGGAAAACAUGCCCGGUGCGGGAUUGGCAAGUUGCAGAUGACGCUGGCGUCGCCUCCUCUCGAGCGCCCCUCGUCUCUCUUCCUCGACGUGCCUCACUCUGGCGAGGCAUGGAGACCGCUAGCCGGUGCGAUCCCUUGCGAAGUUCGUUAUAA
Messenger RNA from Acanthosepion pharaonis, 606 nucleotides. NCBI's taxonomy places the organism in Eukaryota, Metazoa, Mollusca, Cephalopoda, Sepiida, Sepiidae. The record is from the annotation of a GenBank genome assembly.